Messenger RNA from Anneissia japonica, 957 nucleotides. Its product is annotated as aspartyl aminopeptidase-like. Gene Ontology annotation, biological process: proteolysis. The coding region runs from base 100 to 957 and encodes 285 amino acids. The record is from RefSeq and is a predicted model, not a curated record. Gene Ontology annotation, molecular function: zinc ion binding; aminopeptidase activity. NCBI's taxonomy places the organism in Eukaryota, Metazoa, Echinodermata, Crinoidea, Comatulida, Comatulidae. The transcript is spliced from 10 exons.
GCAAAGGUACGUCGUCUUCCGUCCUUUAGUUCAGCUGAUCGUCUGUGGUUUUUUGUGAACUUGAAAUUGAGUUUGGUGAGGUUGGGACAUCAAGGAAAUAUGUUGGCUGCAGCUAAACAGUUUAUAGAUUUUGUAAAUAAGGGACCAUCCCCUUUUCAUGUUGUUGAUGAGUGCAAGAGACUCCUGCGUGCAAGUGGUUUCAAGGAAAUAAGGGAAAGGGAACCAUGGAACAUAGAGAAUAACCAAAAGUACUUCUUAACACGUAAUCAAUCAACUAUUAUUGCAUUUGCUGUUGGAGGUAGAUUUGAACCCGGAAACGGAUUUACUAUGAUUGGUGCUCAUACUGAUAGUCCAUGUCUAAAGGUAAAACCAAAGUCUAAUAAAGUUCGACAUGGCUACCAGCAGGUAGGUGUGCAGUUGUAUGGAGGUGGAAUAUGGAAUACCUGGUUUGAUCGUGAUCUUACUGUCGCUGGUAGAGUUUUAGUUAAGGAAGGUAGUAAUGUGAUUCAUCAUCUUAUAAAUGUUGAGAGACCGAUUCUUCGCAUUCCUCACCUUGCUAUACAUCUGAAUCGCAAAAUCAACGAACAUUUUGGACCUAACUUAGAAAACGAAUUACUCCCAAUCAUUGCCUCUACAAUACAAGGACCAAGUUGUCCCACUACACCCGAAGCUGCAAAACUCUCACCUGCACUGCUGAACAUCAUAUGUAAUGAACUCAGUGUUGAGGAGAGCAAAGUUUUGGACUAUGAACUCUGUCUUGCAGACACACAGCCAGCGGCCAUUGGUGGCGCCAUGGAAGAAUUCAUAUUCGCUCCUCGUCUGGACAACCUUGUCAAUGCUUAUUGUGGCUUAAUUGGCCUGAUCCAGUCUUGUGAUGAACCAGAAAGCUUGAACUCUGACCCCAACAUCAGGAUGGCUUUAUUGUUUGAUAAUGAAGAGGUAAGAGAAAACGUUUAA